UCGCAUGCUUUAACAUGCGUUGUUUAGCAAAGCUGUAGUAUUUUCCCCUUAAAAAGAAAAAAGCAAUUCUGUAGUCAAAUCAUGGGUCUAUGAUCUGAGAGAAAAAGUAGAACCAGAAACACUAUACUACCUCCCUUCUUCUUUUCUUCUGAGGAAUCUCCUCUUUCUAUAUUUUCCAAGAAACCCCAAUCUCACUUUAUCUGAUAAACAAACCGUCCCCAAAAGUGUCAUCCUUUUCAACCCAUCGCCAUCUCCUUCUACGCCCACUCAAAUUAUUUCAUUACUUUCUCUCUCUUUUUCUUUCUCACACACAAACUCACUUUUCCUUUUUCUUUAUCUUCUCCCAAAAUCAAAAUGCAAUCAUUCACUUCCAUUCUCGCGUGCUUCCUUUUCUCCUCCUCACUACUUCUUCUACUCCCACCCUUCUCUCUCGCCGGUUUAUUAUCCCAACCGGUAACCGACCCGAACCAGCCUCUUAAACCGGGCGAAUACCCUUCAUCCAACACCGUCCCCGCAUUCCCGGUUCAAACCCAAGCUCAAAUCUGCAAACUCGACUUAUCCAACGAACUCUUCGGCGGAGUCAAAGACGCAUGCGGAAAAGACCUAGACCGGAGCCGUUGCUGCCCCGUCCUCGCAGCAUGGCUCUUCGCAGCACACGCUCGUUCCGCCCUGGAAAUAACCUCCAACGCUCCAGCUCCGUCAAGCGGAGAACAACCGAUGAUGCCCGACGACUCUCAGAAAUGCGUUAACUCGCUGCAAGACUCGUUACUCACUCGUAACAUCAGAAUACCUCAACCUAACGCAACGUGCGACGCGAUUCUUUGCUUCUGCGGAAUCAGGCUUCAUCAAAUAAGCUCCUUAUCAUGCCCCGCCGCGUUUAACGUCUCCGGUUCGCACAAAAACGCAACUCCGACCGCCGCUGUUCGGAACCUGGAAAAUAACUGUCGUAACGCUUCGUAUUCUGGUUGCACCAAAUGCUUAUCUGCCCUACAAAAGGUGAAGAGUUUCAAGAACGGGACGAAAGGAGGGAGUGAGAGAGUAAAGAAGAUGUUUAACAGAGACUGUGAACUGAUGGGUUUGACAUGGUUACUGGCAAAGAACAAAACGACUUACAUACCUACCGUUUCAGCAGUUCUACGUGCCAUGAUGUACAGUGCACACCCGCAUGAAUCAAAGUGUAGUCCUGAUCAAGAAAACAUGCCAUUAGCCGUUGAUUCUCUUCAAUUUGAAAGUGGUCAUGCGCCAUCUUGGCCGUCCAAAUUAUGGGUUACUGUUUUAGCUUUAAUCAUGUUGGUUUGUUGUUUUGUUUAAAAGGUUGUAACUGGUUAGGUAAUUUUUUUGCUUCUUCUCAGUGCCAUCCUCUUCUCUCUUUUGUCUUUUUUUCCUCGUCUAUUGGCCUAAUUCUUGGAUGCUUUUGUCACGUGAAGAAGUUAAGCUAGUGGACAAAAUCAACAUUGGAGGAUGUUUUCUAA
This is a messenger RNA of Vicia villosa (hairy vetch), 1472 nucleotides long. RefSeq lists its product as uncharacterized. The record is from RefSeq and is a predicted model, not a curated record. The coding region runs from base 355 to 1311 and encodes 318 amino acids. The transcript is spliced from 2 exons. NCBI's taxonomy places the organism in Eukaryota, Viridiplantae, Streptophyta, Magnoliopsida, Fabales, Fabaceae.